This is a messenger RNA of Plenodomus lingam JN3, 165 nucleotides long. NCBI's taxonomy places the organism in Eukaryota, Fungi, Ascomycota, Dothideomycetes, Pleosporales, Leptosphaeriaceae. The record is from RefSeq and is a predicted model, not a curated record.
AUGAUUGCCGACGCCAGUCUAUCAUGCAAGUUCUUCCCCAAGAUCGCGGACCGCCAGCUUAGUACUACGCACAGGCAAUGUUUGGGUAUGGAGAUUGCCAAAAGCGAACUGGACUGGACUUGCAAGCGUCAUGGAAGUCUGAUCAAAGUACCCGUCGGCCAAUGA